CUUUUACGAUUUAUACUUUGUUUAUUGUUUAUCAGGCUUAAACUUCGAGAUUUGUUAUUAGUUAUGUAUCGCAAAUACAAGAAACGUGGCCAGAAGCCACUGAUUAGCAUCGAUGAAGAUAAGUCAAUCAAGAUACCACGUCCUGCGGACAAAGAAGCUGGCGACAUAGCGGAUGUAUCUGUGGCGUCGACUGCAAGUGGCAGCGAGGAGAAUAUUCCGGCCUCCCAGGAGCACACGCAGCGCUUUCUUUCACAGCAUAGUGCCAUCCUGGCGGCAACUCUGGGGCGCACACAGUCCUCCAGCCGAAACCUGUUGAGCCUGUCGCGGCAGCCAAACAACUUUUUCGAGCUCGUCCUGAUACGAGCCGGGGUGCAAUUGGAUCAGGGCGACACCCUUGUGCUGUCCUGCGACCAUGUCUCGAUAGUGUCAAAGCUGCGAGAUAUGUUCAUGAGUGCCCCGUCCUAUGCCGACAAGCUGGAAACCUUCAAGUCUGGCCUCAACACUGCCAUGGCGCCAAAGUCCAAGUUGUCUCAGAAACUCCUCACUGGCUGCACUGUGGAUGCAGCUGGUGAGGAGCAAAUCUAUCAGUCGCAGAACAGCAUGUUCAUGAACUUCCUAAUGAUCGAUUUUAUGCGGGAUCCGUGCCUGGAGGUGCUUCUAGACAGAAUGGAAGAGGUGGCCACAUCGGACCAAGUUAUUACGGGCCAGGGUGCUAUUGCAAUGCCAUUGCUGCCACUGAUGCUGGCACAGAUGCGCUACCUGACCCUUUCCCACAAGGAGCAGAUCUAUAGGCGUAUUGAGGGUAUCUUCAACAGGGCAACCGACUCGUCUAAAUUGGAUAUUAUAAACAAUGCAGAGUUUGUGCUGGAUGCCAGCAUGCACGAUGCAUUUGUCGAGUUGCUCUUUAUAAACUAUUCCUGCAGCGAAGAGCUCUUCAAUAUGACCACCGUGCACACAUUGAGUAACCUUUCGCUCUCAGCCAAGACCCAAGACAUGCUGCGCCUGCGUAUUCUAGAGUUCACUACAAGUGGCGCCUGUCCAGACACGACAUUGCCUCACCUUAUAAGACUUUUGUUGAACAGUCUUAAACUGGACACAGAUGACAGUGUGCGAGAGCUGGUUUCCACACUGCGCGAAAUAUUUAACUGCCGUCACAGAGCUCUUAACGAAAGCGGUGCACCGACAGCCAACGACAAGAAGUCACAACUGGACCUUUUUGGCUUUCUGGAACUGGGCCUGAUACGCUCCAAGCGAUUUUAUCAAAUGUGGCAGAGACUAAUAGCAACUUUGCCUGCAGACGGAUUCACCGCCCUUGACUUAAUAAUGAUUUUGUUGCUGAUCCAUGUGAAUGAAGACAACUCCCUGUACAUUGAGAACAUUCUUCGUCGUCGCAUAAAGCAAAACCACAUCACAGUAAACAUUCUCGAGGACGUUAAGCUGCACUAUCCGCACAUUUUGGAACAAAAUAUUAGCACGCUGAUGCACAUCCUGCACGACUUCAUGUGCGAAAAGAAUGCAGCCGUGGCAGAGUUUGCAAAGUCCUCGUAUAGCGUACUCUUUACGAUUUUUACAUCAAUUCAGAAGAAUAUUCUGAGGAAGCUACUUGAACUGGCCUGUGACAAAUCAUCGCAACACCUUACCACAAUGGCCUUGCACUUGCUGCGCGAGCUGCUGCGUAAGAGCUUCAAGGAUGUGCAGAACUGUGCGCCUCUCUUCUUGCCAAUGCUGGAUCGGUUAAGUGAUCUAACACUGCCGCAAACUCGCCUGGCCAUGGAAGUGCUUUGCAACUUGGCUUUUCCGGAGCCAAAGCUACCCGAAUCGCUGCAGCUUCAGGAGCAAGUGGAAAUGGUGGUGAAGAAGCAGCUGAUCAAUCGAACCGAUUAUGUGAAGAAGCAAGGCAUCAUUGGCAGCGUGCAGCUAAUUAAUGCCAUUGCGUGCACUGAGGAACACAGUUUAGACGACGGAAGCCAGGACUUUUCGCCCGUCGUGGACUCCAUAGAUGGCUUGCCCGACGGUCGCCCCAAAGUGGCAGCCAACUUGAUAAUUCUCACCGAAUCAUCCAUCAUCAACAGUGCUGAGUCUCUGGCGCUGUUUUAUGAAGAGUUGGCCACCGUUAUAUCUCAAAGAUGUCCCAUAUCGUCAUAUUGGAACGAUAAAUACUUUACCAUGUGGCUCUGUGAGCUGAUGACCUUUCGCUUUCAGCAAAGCUUCGUUACCGAAGACAGUCCAAAGCCAAUCAAGGGUAUCUAUCUGGAAUAUCAAAAGAACAUCAAUGAACUGGACGAAUCGAAUAUCAAUUCGGAAGCGGAGGUACUCAGCAUUGGCAUAAAUAUAUCCAAGCUUGUCCUAAUGCCCAAAAACGAAGCCUCUGAGUCUAUAUACGUGAUGACGCCUCUGUUUUAUCUUGUGAGAAUGCUACACCAAAAUAGCUACCAUGGCAGCCUGGAGCUGAUCAAUGCCUUGCUUGGCUGCGCAAUCGUACUGCCAGCGUUCUUCGAGGACGAUAGCUACGUCGCCAUUUUCGACAAUUAUGACGAGGAGCAGCAGAAACAUAUUCUUAGCAUUUAUUUCCAUACCAUCAACUGGAUAAGGGUAACAAUCAGUGCGUUUGCAGCUCAGAUUCACCGUGGCACUCGCGAACGUGUGUUGCUACGUUUGGGUGAAUUAAUAAGCAUCGAGCAAAGGAUCAAGGCGCUCUUGACCCAUGCGCCUGAUGACUUUGUAGCUCCUCCAUAUCAGUUCCUCGACCAUUCAAAGCAGAAAGUUACGCUGCACAAACGGCAAGGCGGCAUGGCCAAGGCACAUGAAACCCCACUAACCGAAGACGACAUUUGUAAUCAAACGACACUGGGGGAUUUUACACUCAAGGUGGCUCCCUGCAAGACGACCAACAAAACCAAAAUUGACUUUGAGGAGUUGUACGGACCACUGGAGAGGUACAGACCAAUGGAUGUGCGCAUCUUGGUGUUACUGGAGAAGCAAGAACUAUCCUUGAACUAUCCACUGGAUGAUAAGGAAAAGGGCAACGCUUUAGGCUUGUUGGAGCUACGUUUCCUGCUUGAAGAUGUGGUCCAGAAACUAAAAGCUACAGUCCAUGACCAGCAGGACUCCCUAGAUUCAGUUUUCCUCCAUCCGCACCGUGUCAGUCCAGAGAGCUUUAUACAUGAUAUAAGUAAAUCGAUGCCUGAUUUAAAUAAUCAUCUGAAAGUUCUAGCCGCAGCCAUUGAUGAGGAGUUGGUUAAGGUCAACUAUGUGUACAGCAAUUUGGAUCUGUUCAAGGAACGAUUUAACUAUAUCAAAACUUGCUUUGGCCUAGCCAUUCAGUAUUUUGCAUUGUACUUCUCCUGGAGCGGCUGGAGUGAUGAAUCGAAUGCCAAAGAGCUGCACGAUUCCCUGAGCAUAUUGAAGGCGUCACAUCUUCCUGCUCAAGAGGUUCCCACAUCCAAAAAGCAAACUAUUCCGAAACUGGCCACCUGGAACUUUGACUACUUUGUAAAGUACGAAAAGUCGGUACUGAAUCUGAGCACGGCUGUUCAACUACACCGACUGCUGUGCAGUUUGCGAAAGCUGGCAGCUGCUGGGGAUGAUGCCAACCAGACGGGAUUAAGGCUAGCCGAAGACACACGCGUACUCUGUGAUAAGUUGCUGCGCCGCAAGUGGUUCCACUUCUCAAGCAGCUUGCACAAAGGAGCUCAGUGCAAUAUAUACCUGGAUGAACUGGUUAAGGGCUUCCUCAAACACUCGACUUUUGCGCGACAGAAGGAACUUCUCAAUGAGCUGAUCAAGGAGUGCACAAUUCUAAAUACAAAGGACAAGGCCCUGAAUUCCUUUCCAAACUUCAAGAAAGCCAACUUUCCGUUGCUGUUUCGUGGACUGUGUGAGGUGCUAAUACACUCGUUGAAUGCUCAAGUGACAGCGGAAAAGGAAGGAGAUCGCCUGAGGGUGUGGGAGUCUACAGUGAACAUGUUGAAUGGAUUGCUAAAAAUCGUGCAGCUUGUGGAGCAGCCACGCAAUUUCGGACUAUUCCUCAAACAUUCGCAGCACUUCCUGAAGCUUUUGCUGCUGCGUGGCAUGUCCGUGCUCGAGACCAUAGUGCGUGACGAUCCAGAGAGGAUAACAAAGUUUCUGCAAGAGCUGCAGAAGGUGACCAGGUUCCUGCACCAGUUAUGCUGUCAUUCAAAGUCCAUCAAAAAUACGGCCAUCAUAAGCUACAUUCCCAGUCUGCGGGAAACCAUAGAAACACUGGUAUUUCGGGUCAAGGCGCUUCUGGCAGCCAACAACUGUCACUCUGCCUUCCACAUGGGCAACAUGAUCAACAGAGAUCUCCAUGGGGAUUCCAUCAUAACGCCAGUGGGCUCCUUCAUCAGCGAGGAAAACAGCGACGAAGAGCUACCCGCAGACGAUACCAGCGUGGAUGAGACAGUGCUGGAUGGGCCCACAGGCAUCGGCAACAUUAGUUCCAGCACCAGACCGAGUACCAAUGGAUCCCGGAGCAAGUCCUCGUCGCGCAGUAAAUGUUUCUAAAUAUUGUACAACUUUAACUUUCAGAAAUAAAAUCAUAAUUGACA
Drosophila subobscura is the source of this 4568-nucleotide messenger RNA. It is a transcript of the gene Fancd2, whose product is annotated as Fanconi anemia group D2 protein homolog. The transcript has 14 exons. Lineage: Eukaryota; Metazoa; Arthropoda; Insecta; Diptera; Drosophilidae. Gene Ontology annotation, biological process: homologous chromosome pairing at meiosis; double-strand break repair involved in meiotic recombination; mitotic intra-S DNA damage checkpoint signaling. Bases 64 to 4524 code for a protein of 1486 amino acids. Gene Ontology annotation, molecular function: DNA polymerase binding. Gene Ontology annotation, cellular component: condensed chromosome; nucleus. The record is from RefSeq and is a predicted model, not a curated record.